GUUGCUGUCUUGUGAGCAGUGUUUUUGUUUAACUUCCCAAAAUCCAGGUGACUUCCAUGGGACUGCUCGCUGCCUCCCAGGAGUGCUUCAGACAGCAAGAUGUCCAGCAGUAGUAGAAUGAAACCCUUGAAACUGAAUAUCCUAGUGAAUUGGUGAAGUUCCAGACCUGAUGCUUUCAGUGUCUUCUCUGUUCUCUAUGCUGUCAAUGUCCUGUUACAUGAACAACAGAGCUUUUGUUUGUGGGAAACAGAAGAGGUUGGUGUCUCUGGGGGAGACACCAAAGAUGAUUCAGGCAUGCUGAAGACUUCAGAAAAGUGAGCAAUGAGUCCUUCUGAAAGCUGAAGAGAAGCCCCCUUGCAGGGUCAUGAACCUAAGACAAGUCUUCGUGUCUGUACUGCUGUUUGGAGUAGCUGGUCUACUCCUCUUCAUGUAUCUGCAAGCUUGGAUUGAAGAACAGCAUACAGAGUCUGGAAAAAAGCUGCAACAAGAGACAAUUAAUCAGGAUUUCACGCUCCAGCCUCUGGGGAUGCCAAGGAAAGCAGCGUGGAGGAGAAGUGCUCCUGUGGGCCUCAGUAACCAUGAGAUGGCUGUCUCAAGCAGCAGGCACUGGCGGGGCAGGGCUGACCCUUUCGGUGUGGUGGCUGCCUCCUUGGGGAGCCGGCUGCCUGAGCAGCAGAAGACGAGUGCGUCCCCUCUCAGCUGGUUCAGAGGGGUGUAUUUACCUCCUGCUCUGCACCCAUUAAACAAGACAUUUGUCAAGGGUAGUGAGUGGCAGGACAUAGACAGCACCCAGGAAAAGCGCAGGGCCUUCCUGCAGGACUUCUGUAGGAAACACAACAGCAGAAAGAAGCUGCAAACCCACCUGGUGCACCUGGUGUCAAGAAUUUACGUAGAGGACAGGCACAAGGUUCUGUACUGUGAAGUGCCAAAAGCUGGCUGCUCCAACUGGAAAAGGGUCCUCAUGGUGCUCAGUGGACUCGCUGCUUCAGCAAACAACAUCUCCCAUGAUGAUGUGCACUAUGGAAAGCAUCUAAGGAAAUUGGACAGUUAUGACUUAAAAGGGAUCUACACACGAUUGAACAUGUACACCAAGUUUAUAUUUGUACGUGAUCCUAUGGAAAGACUGGUAUCUGCCUUCAGGGAUAAAUUUGAACAUCCAAACAGCUAUUACCAUCCAGUAUUUGGGAAGGCAAUAAUUAAAAAGUAUAGACAUAAUGCAGAUGAAGAAGCACUGAAAACAGGAUCAGGAGUUAAGUUCAAGGAGUUCAUCCAAUAUUUGCUGGAUUCCCACCGACCAGUAGGAAUGGACAUUCAUUGGGAGCAAGUCAGUAAGCUCUGCUAUCCCUGCCUCAUCAACUAUGAUUUUAUAGGAAAGUUUGAAACCCUGGAAGAAGAUGCCAACUACUUUCUGCAUCUGGUAGGUGCUCCAGCCAAUCUGAAGUUCCCUAAAUUCAAAGACAGACAUUCCUCUGAUGAGAGAACAAGUACAGAAGUAGUGAGGCAAUAUUUAAAGGAAUUGUCUGAGGAGGAGAGACAGCUGACCUAUGACUUCUAUUACUUGGAUUACUUAAUGUUCAAUUAUACAUCACCACUUGUAUAGCACUAGAAUAGCUUCAGGCUUCUACUAGAUACUUAUCAUGUUGGGAUUCAAAACAACUACUUUGAUAUUAGCCCUGAAAGGAAACGAAGUUACUGCUAAAUAGAGUUGUCUUGAAUUAGUGGGGAUUUUAUAAGCUAGAGUGAUAUCAAUUUAUACUAAAUUAUGGAGAAUGCAAAGAAAAAAAGACCAGUAAACAGCAUAAAUUGCACUAAAAUGCCUGAAAAAGCUCUUUUUACCAUUAUGGAUUAUUCUAUGGAAGAAGUAGCUCAGACAGCUGUUGCAUUAGCUUACCUAAUGUUCUUUUAAUGGUUUAAGAAAAAAAAUUCAGAGUGGCAUGAUUCUUUUUUUGGUUUGCUUUAGAAAUGGGUUUUGAAAAAACUUUUGAAUGUAUUUUUACUUUCUGUCACUUAUUAA
Pyrgilauda ruficollis (rufous-necked snowfinch) is the source of this 2014-nucleotide messenger RNA. It is a transcript of the gene CHST9, whose product is annotated as carbohydrate sulfotransferase 9. The record is from RefSeq and is a predicted model, not a curated record. NCBI's taxonomy places the organism in Eukaryota, Metazoa, Chordata, Aves, Passeriformes, Passeridae. Gene Ontology annotation, cellular component: membrane. The coding region runs from base 365 to 1600 and encodes 411 amino acids. The transcript has 6 exons. Gene Ontology annotation, biological process: carbohydrate biosynthetic process; proteoglycan biosynthetic process. Gene Ontology annotation, molecular function: sulfotransferase activity.